ACACACAGAUACUCUCUCACUGUGGAUCUCUCCCCUGCAGACACAUACUCUCUCCUGCUGACUUUUGGAGACAUUUGAAGCCCCCUGUGCUAUCACUCAGCCUGGUGGUGCGAUGUGUGUUGCCCGCUGCUCCCGAUGUGUAGGAAUGUCCCUGGUUCCCAUGGCAAUACUGUCCAUGGUGGCCAAUGCCUUGCUGCUGUUCCCAAACCUGAAAGUGCAUUACCUGCUGGAAGGUCAUGUGACCCGGGAGGCCCUGUGGGGCACAGGGCUAUGGGCAUCUGGCUUUCUGAUUCUCCUGGCAGCUCGAGGGUUUGUGUCUAGCAGCACACAGAUGGGUUGCUGUGGUUUCAGGACAGAGAUGCUGUGCCAGUUUGGCUACUCCUGUGUGGCACUAGCAGCUGCUGGGAUCUGCUUCCUGGUUAGUGGCACAGGACUGGCGCAGGGACCACUCUGUCUGCACAACAGUACACAGGGACUCAACUGGGAGGUGCCCCUGAGUCGGCAAAUGACUAGGGACAGGAACUAUCUGUUUGAGAGGGAACGAUGGGCGACAGCGUGUGUGGAGCCUCAGGGUGUGGUACUGUGGAACGUGGUGCUGUUUUCCGUUCUAAUGGCAACCAGCGGGAUCCAAGUGCUGCUCUGUGCCGCGCACACUUUAAACGCUCUGUUGGGCGUGCUCUGUGGGCCUGGUUUCCGGAACAACAAGGUUGGCCCAGUGUGAUGUCAUACUCUCCAGAGAGUGAACAGAGGGAACAGGAUGCCUCAAACAGGAAGGGAUCUUCAUGAGUAAUGAUGAAACUACACAGCAACGAUCAUGACAGUUAUACCUGGCAUUUAUUAAGUGCCUUUUAUCCAUGGAUCUCUAAGCACAUUACAAUGAGGGGACGGUGAUACACCUCAUCGAUUUCCAAUGUGUAGCCGCCUGUUUUUCACCAGAAAGCUCACCACAUAUCCUUUAAGGUGGAGAGAUGGAGAUUUAAUUAUUUUUCCAGUUAAACUAGUGAAUGGUUAGAUGGCCAACUUGAUAGAAUAAGAAAGGGAUAUUCAGUAUAUUCAUCAUCAA
Molecule: messenger RNA, 1063 nt
Organism: Megalops cyprinoides (Indo-Pacific tarpon)
Lineage: Eukaryota; Metazoa; Chordata; Actinopteri; Elopiformes; Megalopidae
Product: transmembrane 4 L6 family member 1
Exons: 6
Coding region: 113-721 (202 amino acids)
Cellular component (GO): membrane
Source: RefSeq, a predicted model, not a curated record